AUGUCAUCGUCACCCCAAAACAAACCAUCAAACAUUUCCACAAACACCCCCACACUCGCAGAAAAUUACCCUAUACCAUUAUCGCCUCCACUUCCCGCAAUCUCAAAAGAAAUCGAACUGAACAGAGCCACAAUCGCUUCAUCAAACUCAAACCUCUUCUCCCUCUCAAAAAGCCACACCAUCUACGAAGACGAAUGGCUCCUCGCAGUCAACAAACCCCAAGGAAUCUACUGCGACAGCGUUCUUUCCUCCCUCCAAUCACAAAAAACCGCACCGCCGGAGCUUCAUCUCGCUAACCGACUUGACCGCGACACAAGCGGCGUCAUGCUCAUAACAAAAUCACACAAGGUAGCUUCAAAUCUCGUCAAAGCCUUCACCGAUCGCAAAGUCAAGAAAACCUACAUCGCUCUCUGCACCGGUGUUGCACCUAUUUGGGAAACGAUCACCGUUAGAUCCGGUCACGGUAGGUCAAAAUUCGGCGCAUGGAGAGUUUAUGGUUUUUCUGACGUCGGUCGCGGGUUACCGGGUGGUUCGCGUGUACGUGAAAUGGAAACUUCUUUCGAGGUUUUAUCUGUUAACGGAAAAGGGAGUUUUACGGAGGUGUGUGAGUCGGGGUUUGAAGGGAGGAGUGUGGUGGUUGUUGAAGAAAAGGCGGUGAAAACGGACGGUGGUGAUGAUGGGAAUGAGAUAGUGGUAAGAGCUUAUCCGAGGAGUGGGAGAACGCAUCAGAUUCGGUUGCAUUGUCAAUAUUUAAGGAUUUCAAUAAUUGGGGAUGUGAAAUAUGAAGGGGUUUGUGAAUGGAAAGGUAGGGUUCAUGAUGGUCAUCAUCUUCAUGCUGAAACGUUGUCGUUUGAUCAUCCUGUUACCGGUGUUCGUGUUACGGUGCAUGCGCCACUCCCACAAUGGGUGAACCAGGCGUUGUUGAAUAGUACUAACAUAGACACUGUUGGCUGA
This is a messenger RNA of Vicia faba (fava bean), 954 nucleotides long. NCBI's taxonomy places the organism in Eukaryota, Viridiplantae, Streptophyta, Magnoliopsida, Fabales, Fabaceae. The record is from the annotation of a GenBank genome assembly.